GGUCGCGCCGUGCGUGGGGCCACGCCCCAACCCGGAAGUGAGCGAGCGGCCGAGCUAGCUGGGCUCCGAGCGCGCGCCAGUCCAGGACAGGAGGCGGCCCUCGGCGGGGGCAGCGACUACACUGAACGAGGGGCCUACCGCGCCUCGACUCGCGCUCAGCCUCCCCCUCCCCGCUGGGGCUCCCCCGCUCGAGCCACGGGCAUGUGAGCCCUGAACUGGCGAGGCCCGCUCAGGUACAAGCCCCACAUUAAGAUGGAGCCCACGGCCUCAGCCGUCUUCUGCAGCCGGGUCCUUGGUAUGGUCAACUCGGAGGAUGUGAACGCCAUCAUCCUGGCUCAAAAGAACAUGCUGGACCGAUUUGAGAAAACCAAUGAGAUGCUGCUCAACUUCAAUAACCUGUCUGGCGUCCGCAUGCAACAGAUGAGUGAGCAGUUCCUGCACCACACCCGGACUUUAGUGGAGAUGAAGAAAGAUCUAGACAGCAUCUUCCGGAGAAUCAGGACGCUGAAAGGGAAGCUCGCGAAACAGUAUCCAGAGGCAUUUAGUAAUAUCCACGAAUCUCCCAUCCUGGAAGACGACGACUUUGACCCGAUCCCCAAAAGCACCGCCACCACCAUUGCUACCUCAGAGCAGAGCACGGAAUCCUGCGACACCAGCCCGGACAUCAUCUCCCCUGCCACCAGCCACGACUUUGAGGACCUCUCCCAGGGGCCUUACGACUCGCCGGCAGUGAAUGGGCAGAGCAUCACAGAUGACGACAACGAGACGGACUAGUCUCUGCAGUGAAGCUCUCGCAUGGGGCAAACUGAUGCGCCGUCUCGACCCCUGCUUGCUUCUGGACUUGCAAACUGGCGACCCCCUUCUUUUUAAAAAACAAAACAACCAACCUGUAUUUUCUGUGUUGUCUUGGCCAGCUGUUUCUUUGCGUUGGGGAGAGAGGGGCGAGCCUGGGCAAAAGUGGCUUUUCUUGCAUGAACUGCCGUCUUCCCCCGCGGUGCUGAUCUGUGAUUUUUAUGCCAAAUAUGCAAAACGGUGAGCGGCUAGUUCACAUUUUUGUGGGGUGGGAAACACACUGCGCCGGGGUGUGUGUCUGCCCAAUUGCACGAUUGGGUGUGUUCACUGAGGGCUACCUUCAGCCUCUCAGCCAACGGUAUAACCAUGCUUAAGACACACACGAACUCUCAUGCGCUCAAGGGAUUAUUCUCUUAACAGGGAUGCUAUCAACCCCAAAUUUGCAGAUUUCGGGGAAGUGGCCAGCCGUACAUCAGCUGUGCCUCCCUGCAACGGCUGUCGGCUGGUUCAUUUGCUACCCCGUAAACAGAAUAACAUGCAAGAAGCACUUGGUUCUAUCCAAACUCUUCGGAGGAGAACUGCUUGAAAUGAAUCAGCAUGAACGUGGGGCCAUGAAUUUCAAGGGGUCUGCCCCAAGAGGAGCUUUCUUCAGUGCAGUCCUCUGCACUGGCUGUAUACCCUGAAUCCACGCAAGGACAUUUUUUACAGUGGUGGUGGUGGUAGCGUUUCUAGUGAGAAUAAAUGAUUUGGGGUUCAUCCCCUAUUCCAGGAAUCCCCAGACUGCGGCCCUCCAGAUGAUAUUUUUGCCUACAACUCCCAUGAUCCCUAGCUAACAGGACCAGUGGUCGGGGAAGAUGGGAAUUGUAGUCCAAAACAUCUGGAGGGCUGAAGUUUGGGGAUGCCUGCCCUAUUCCAUUUUGCAGGGCACGAGUGUCGAUAGCGGAGAUCAGUUCCUCCACCACUCGGGACGACACUCCCCAUUCCUUGAGCCGUGUUUUCCUGCACACAGUCCGUCCAUGCAUGGGCCUGUGGUGUUAGCUGCGUCGUGCCCUGUUCCAAAGAAGUGCAGAUCUGCUCCCCUCUCCUGGUUCUCUUGCUGACUCAGCGAGGGUUGGAGAACACAGCAGCCUCCAUUGCAGCUUCCUCUUAACUCCCCUUUAAAAGUAUGUCUCUUUCUGCUCUACUUUUCCCAUCGUCCAAUGAUGCACCUUAUAUCUGACACAAGAGAGUAUAUGUGCUUGCCUUGCUAGUGGCGAAGAAGAGCUGGAUUUUUAUUUUUAUUUUUUUGCGCCUGGCAAUGAAAGCGCCCCUUGGAUUUCAGAUUUAUAACUGAUACGGUGGUUCAUUGACCAGAAGUAAUGUCUUUAGCAUUUAACUCUAGAAGUGUAGACACCAUUCCGACCAAACAAAGCCCCCUGGAGCAAAAUAUACAUCAGGACGCUUAGUUUGGUCAGAAUUGAGUGUAUACUUCCAGAGUUGACACUGAUUACAUUUCUUCUGGUCAAUGAGUCACCAUAGCUGCUAGAGGGUAUGAAAAUUUGUGUCCAAGGGUUUUCAGACUUGUCUACCCAUGUUCCAUCCGAAGCCCAAGGGGCGUGUUGGUUACCAGGGACAAAAUAUAUUGGCAUUAGUUUCAGCUCUCCUAGCCCACUAAGUGUUGCCCAUCUUAAGCAGAGGUUGCCCACUGCUUCCACCCCCUUCUUAACAUCUGUUAUAACCAUCCUGUUAGGUACUUUUCCCUAGAGGUAUCCAAUGCAAACAGUUAACGCCAGCACAACAGCUUUUACCUGUCUAGCGAAACUUCCCCACCAUCUCUUAAUUGCCUGCCUGCCCCCCAAAUCGACUGGGUUGGGGGGAAUCUCAAGAACAAAUUUAGAAGAGGGCAGAAAAGUUAAAAGCUGUUGAGCUACCCUAAGUGUUCAGUUGCAUCCCAGUAUUGGGUUGUGCUCAACAUUCGGCCUACUCAGCACUGACCCACUGAAAUCAGUAGUCUCAUCCAUUGAUUUCAGUUGGUCUACUCUUGAGUAGAAUUUUGUUGGGUUUAACCCUGAUCCCUGUCCCCCACUUCCAUGACACCUUCAGUUACCGUUUUUUCUGACAAGUGUCUGUGUCUCUAGUGUUCAGUUUUUAAGCGCCUAUCCCACACAUAAAAUGGUCUGUAUUAUGGUUCCCUUCGCCGGAACUCGGGUAAUUGCUAGAUUUGUUGAGUAAAGGUUGGGGCAAGCUGCUUCCUUCCUCCGCCGUAAAUAAUAAUAAAAACUCCUGAAAUGCAUUGUAAUUCAAAGAAUAAUAUUUUUGUACUGCUACGAGUUUACAGAGAUUAAUGAGGUAAUAACCAAUAAAAGAGUUGCAUUAAUUGAUAGAU
Zootoca vivipara (common lizard) is the source of this 3157-nucleotide messenger RNA. It is a transcript of the gene KXD1, whose product is annotated as KxDL motif containing 1. Gene Ontology annotation, biological process: lysosome localization. Lineage: Eukaryota; Metazoa; Chordata; Lepidosauria; Squamata; Lacertidae. The record is from RefSeq and is a predicted model, not a curated record. Gene Ontology annotation, cellular component: BORC complex.